This is a messenger RNA of Pomacea canaliculata, 3081 nucleotides long. RefSeq names its product mRNA decay activator protein ZFP36L2-A-like. Gene Ontology annotation, molecular function: metal ion binding; mRNA binding. The record is from RefSeq and is a predicted model, not a curated record. Lineage: Eukaryota; Metazoa; Mollusca; Gastropoda; Architaenioglossa; Ampullariidae.
AAUAGAGCGUUCGCGUAAGGCGCGAGAACGAAGGGAGGAGUGAGACAGCUCAGUAAAGGAUAUCACCAAGCUUGUUUAGACUAUCACAACACUUUGCUAUGACUUCAGUCUUGUCAAGCACAUUGGAGAUGACGGAACUAUACAAUCAGAAUCGACGCCUGAAUUCAUUGUCACGCUACCAGACAUCAAUGGAUAGACGACACAUUGGCAGCAACCUGAACAGACACCGUAACCUGUCGGGCCCUACGACAGUUACAGGAACCGGCAGUACCCUGGCGCGGACACUCGACAACCGCGCCCUGGCCACCCCUCCCCCCGGAGUACCCGGUUCUCACAGCAGUGUGGGCAAGGAAGUCUACUCCUUAACACAAAACGCGACCACAGUGCUAGUGCGAGAGAACGGCAGCCAGCUUCACGCUCAAGGGAGUAACAGGGAGUGCGCUCGUACAGGCAGCAGCAACACUGGGAGUACCAGAGAGCACGUUCGUGACCACCGACGUCUGGACCGUAGCGCCAGCGACAACGAGCACGACCGCCUGAGGAACCAUGGUAGUGGUGGUGGUAGGGGUGUGAACUCGUCACGAUACAAGACCGAGUUGUGUCGGCCAUUCGAGGAGAGUGGACACUGCAAGUACGGCGACAAGUGCCAGUUCGCGCACGGCGCUCACGAGCUGCGCAACUUGGCGCGCCACCCCAAGUACAAGACAGAGCGGUGCCGCACCUUCCACACCAUCGGCUUCUGCCCCUACGGCCCUCGCUGCCACUUCAUUCACAACGAGGACGAGCGGAUCAACAAAAAUUACACCAACCAGCAACAGCAGCAGAGGAUGCUAACUGCAGCCGCAGCAGCCUCCUCCUCCCCGUCCCUGGUGGCGCAGCGACCUACCAAUUUGCACGGGCUGGCGGCCUUGGGAUGCAGCUUCGAUUCCUCCACCACAUCAUCCAGUUCUUCGUCGCCUGGCCACCUGUCGCCGGUGUUUACGGCUGACGAUGUCCUGCCGUCCAGUUCCUCCUCUCUUUCGCCUGCAUCGUCAUCCUCCGACUCCGGCUCGCCCCGCUCAAGCCCGGUCUUCAAUUUCCCCGCCUCGGACGCCAGCGGUGUUGCGUCUCUCCUGACCCCCCUGAACAUUCAGACCCAGCAGUUUUACAACAACAUGGUGGACAUGGCGGCUCUGCAGUUCUCGGCCAUGCUUAACCUGAAGAACCAGCACGGCAGCUGUGCCACCUCGGCAGUCAUGAAUGUCACGGCCAACUUCGCAGCCAGAAGUAUAGUGCCGGACUCGGCUGCAGGAGCGGAAGAUUGUUGGACCGGGUCUGACUUUCUGUCGGACGCCGCCGACUUGGCCUUCCCACUUCCCCCCGGCUCCCCAACUCACUGUCGGAUGAUAGCAUGGGCAGCACAGGCAGUUUAUCGUCUGUCAGUGGCAGCGUUUGCGACACCCUCCCCCCAGUCUUCACCAUGUACGACUCUCCUCUUGAUCUCGGAAAGUCCCUCCGACUUCCCAUCUUCAAUAACCUGAAUUCAAGUAUGUGAGGACUGAGCAAUGCCACCUUUCUGCUAACCGCUCCACCUCCCCCAGACCUUCCACACGGCUCCUUCGCGUAACAUAAAGAAACAGCACCUAUAUAUAAAUUAUCGCAGCAAGACUUCUUGUGUGUGACUUUUUAUUAUAUUGCAUAAACCCGUACUUCCAUUUCCGUCAUGUUCCUGAGAUGGGUGUGGGACAGUUUUUCGCAUGGAUUCGACCGUGCUUGUGAUAAGCAGGCAUUGGAUUUUUAACACUGCCCAGCGCUGUCGUAAUGCAGACGAAAGGACAAUUCUCAAGGUAAACUAGCUCUACCACGCGCAUUUUAAGUGUCAACAGAAGAAGUGAAAGAUGUAUCUAUCCUUUUGAUGUGAACAGUUGAAUUGCUCUCUGGUUCGAGAUUUUACGAGUGCACAAGAUGAGUAAGAGCGUGUAUGUAUGGAGCCUGAGAUGCAGACUUGAGUGCUUUUAACACAAGUGUAUAUUGAAUGGUUGGCCUUGUUACGCUGUGUCAAACAGUGCUAAAAAUUUAAAGAAAAUAAAUUAUGUUCAUGUAAAGGUCGAUUUUUUCAUUCCUUGGACUAUUUAUUUGACACCCAAGAAAGCUUUCAAACGCCACGAGGUGGCAUCUUAAUGGACCAAGCAGACUUCUUUAACUUUUUUUUGUGUUACAUUUUUCAGUUAAAUAUCCAAUAAGUAUUUUUAUCAAUCCUUGAUGUUCACGGGCGCCACAAUGUAUUUAUGUCGAUCCGCGCCAUCUUCCUUACCUUCCUUUCCCCCCAGGGUCUACGGGGUCCCAGUUUUCGCUCCAGUGGCUCAUGUCUUGAGACACGAAGCGCCAAAUUGAUGUUUUGACAAUUUGCAUUGGAUCAUCUACCUUGUAUCAUUUCAUCGGCAGAUUUUCACUUAAUUUAUUUCAUGUAUUUAAAGAGAAUCGGUUCGAGUAAUUGCAUUUUUUUUUUGGUCAGAGGCCGACGUGUUUAUGUAAGGCGCGUUUUAACGGUUUAAAGAGCGGACCUGUUGCCGGUGAGUUUGCUGCCACAUGUGCCUUGUCCCCCAGCAACUUGUACGGGUUCUAUUCCCUUAAUAUAAGGCUUUCUUCUAUGCAAUUUAAAUAGGUUGUGGUCGAGCGGGUUUAAAUGUAGGUUACGCUGUGAAAACAUAUUUUCAACAUCUAGGGAAAAAAAUUUAAGUUAGUGGAAGGCACGCGCCCUGGCAGAAACGCGUAAUUUAUUAUAAACCUUUCCCAGCCUAGUGUCGGAAAAGGGGAUACUGGGAUUUUACAUAUAUCACUCAAGUGUGUUCAUCUUUUAUUAUAUGGCAUUGCAUUUUGUAGGAGGAGGGUACCUGUUUUUUAAGGUGCCUUUAGUUUGAUCAUUCAGCUUAAAUGUUCUGUCUUCUUCAGUUUUAACAAUACUUUUGUGUGGUCAAAGCCAUUUUUUCAUUUCUGUGUGUUUUGUAUUUUCAUAUGUAUAAUACAUCAUGUAUUUAAUGAUGAAAAGACAAACAAGUACUUUUUUAACAAACUGUUUCAAUAAAGACUUGUUCUCCUAUA